CAGGGGACUUAGCGCCCCAGCCUAAAUCUACGGGGGCUUGCGGAGUGGCGCCGUCGCUCAUUGGCCAGGCCAUUUCCUACCUACUUUUUUUUUUUCCUUUAGCGCAGCCAACUUCGCGACGCCCGAGGAAUUUAGUCCCUCCCCCGAGCAACCUCGUCGCCUCGCAAUGGUCCCGGCGCUGGGCUUCCCACUCUCCCCAGCCCUCGUCUUCCGCCGCGCAGACCGAAACCCUUAGAACGUAGCGCGCCAGGCGCCCCCCUCCCCCCCUCCCCACCAUGUCCGACGCCGACCCACCGCAGUCCGCCUGCCCCGUCGACCACAAGGGCAGGGAGGCGUGGCUGUCCCAGGCGCGAGCCGCGUCCGCCGCCGCCUGCCCCGUCGACCACGGCGCGCGCGAGGUGUGGCUGCAGCACGCCGCGCGCGCCUCCCCCUCGCCCUCCUCCUCCUCCUCCUCCGCGCCGCCGCCGCCUUCGUCGUCGUGGACGUCCUACCUGCCGCGCCUGUCCUUCUUCGACCGGCCUCGCGCCUCGCCGCCUCCGCCGCGGGCCCCGCGCUCGCUCGCCACCGAGCGCGAGGUCUCGACGAUACCGCGGCUGGGGGCCGAAGCAGCCGCCGCCGCUCCCCCCGCCGCCCCGCCGCCCAACCGCGAGCGCGACACCGGCGCCGACCCCGCGUCCGGCAACUGGGUCUACCCGUCGGAGCGCAUGUUCUUCGACGCGAUGAAGCGCAAGGGCCACGACCCGCGGGCCGCCGACAUGCGCGCCGUUGUGCCCAUCCACAACGCCGUCAACGAGCGCGCCUGGGCCGAGAUCAAGGCCUGGGAGGAGCCCUGGCUGCGCGGGUCGAGCUGCCGCGGCCCGCGCCUGCGCUCCUUCGCCGGCCGAAGCGCGCACAUGUCCCCCCGCGCCCGCCUCAACACCCUCCUCGGCUACCACGCCCCCUUCGACCGCCACGACUGGGUCGUCGACCGCUGCGGCACCGAGGUCGAGUACGUCAUCGACUUCUACGCCGGCCGCCCGACCGCCGCCGCCGCCGCCGCCGGUGCCGCUGCCACCCCCGACGCCGACCCCGGAAAGCUCUCCUUCUACCUCGACGUCCGCCCCAAGCUCAACAGCUGGGAGGGCGUCAAGAUGCGCGCCCUGCGCGCCCUCGGCCUGACCUAGUCUGCGCCUGCGCUGACGCGAGCGAGCGCGUCGUGGGAGGGCGGCGAGUGGGGCGAGCGCAGUGAGCGAGUGUCUUCAAGGUGUCGCUACGUAGCAUGAUUGGUAUCUGGAGUCUGGAGUUCUCCGCAUAUAGAGUGGGCGGGGUAGAUCGUCUUCGCCGUCAUUGUUGACGUCGUUCUUACACUCAUCUUCAAAUCACGUGUCACAUGUCAUACUCUUUAUCCUACUUUUUGAAAAAAAAAAAAGUUCAUGAAUUGCCCUUCUCUAUUCCCCUCUCUAUCUAU
Molecule: messenger RNA, 1447 nt
Organism: Durotheca rogersii
Lineage: Eukaryota; Fungi; Ascomycota; Sordariomycetes; Xylariales; Xylariaceae
Product: cytochrome c and c1 heme-lyase
Exons: 2
Coding region: 276-1163 (295 amino acids)
Biological process (GO): cytochrome c-heme linkage
Cellular component (GO): mitochondrion
Molecular function (GO): holocytochrome-c synthase activity
Source: RefSeq, a predicted model, not a curated record